CACACCUACUACCUUUUCCUAUUGAUUUCUCCGCUUUCUUCUCUCUUCUUCCUCUCUUUUGCAUCUACAAUCUCUCCUGAUCUCUACUCUCUUUCUACAUCGGAAAACGUUUAUUGUAUGGCCGCCAAUUCGCAAAGCCGGGGAAUCGCGAGUUUGGGGAAGCGAUUUGUCAGCCAGAUCCGAAGCUCAUCUGCUCGUGAUUCGUCACUGAAUCUCAGGAGAGGAGUGCAUGUGUCGGUGUACGACAAGAACAUAGACGAGCAGGUGCGUCCAACAUUGGUUCCUGAAGAAGCGAUAACCCGAAAAGAUUCGGAACAGUACUGGGCACCACACCCAAAAACUGGGGUUUUUGGGCCGGUGGAUGAGGGAGACUCCGGUGGUGCAGCUGGAUCUGAGGCGGCAGGAGUUGAUGGUUCGGUGUUGGAGGAGAAGGCCUUCUUCCGUCCAUCGGAGAACUUGGACAAGCCUGUUCACCCUUGAGUACUGAGUGAUAGUCUAAUAUGAAUAUUACUAAUCUGUAUAAGGACUGGUGGUAUGUUGGUUUGUUAUAUAUGUGUGUAGUAAGAAUAAAGGGUGGUAGUGGUGAUGGUGUAAUUCGGUGGUUAUGGUAAGUGGGAUGUGUAACUAGACAUGAGCAUGAAAUUAUGUAUGUAUGUUUAGUUUUCUAUA
Messenger RNA from Lactuca sativa (garden lettuce), 669 nucleotides. Its product is annotated as late embryogenesis abundant protein At5g17165. Lineage: Eukaryota; Viridiplantae; Streptophyta; Magnoliopsida; Asterales; Asteraceae. The record is from RefSeq and is a predicted model, not a curated record.